GAGCCUGGCUGGGCAAACUGGGCACCGAUGGUGGACGGAGCUGGCCUGGAAAAAGAAGCCAUUCUGUCUCCGAGCUCUUUCUCGCCGCCUCCAUUUAGGGGGAGCUCAGGCACAAAAUGGGGGACCCAAGAGAACUCUGUCCUCACCUGGAUUGCAUAGGUGAGGUCACCAAGGAUGAUAUGCUUUUCAAGUCCAAGGGAACAUGCCAGUCUUGCGGUGCGGGAGGACCAAAUCUCUGGGCCUGCCUUCAGGUUGGUUGCCAUUACGUCGGUUGUGGAGAGUCCUUUGCGGAUCACAGCACUUUGCACGCCCAGGCCAAAAAGCACAAUUUGACGGUGAACCUGACCACGUUUCGGGUGUGGUGCUACGCAUGCGAGAAGGAGGUGUUCUUGGACCAAAACCUGGCUUCCCAUCCUACCAACCUGCCUUCCAAAUAUAUGGAACAGGAUGCUGUCCCACCUGCCCACCUGCUCAAAGCCGUUCCGAUUGCCGUCGCUGACGAAGGAGAAUCGGAAUCGGAAGAUGACGACCUCAAACCAAGAGGCCUUACGGGAAUGAAAAAUCUCGGGAAUUCGUGUUACAUGAAUGCUGCUCUCCAGGCUCUCUCGAACUGCCCCCCACUUACACAGUUCUUCCUGGAAUGCGGGGGGCUGGUGAGAACCGACAAGAAGCCAGCGCUCUGCAAAAGUUACCAGAAGCUGAUUUCCGAAGUCUGGCACAAAAAACGCCCCAGCUACGUGGUCCCCAGCAGCCUCUCCCACAGCAUCAAGCUGAUCAACCCCAUGUUCCGGGGCUACGCACAACAGGACACGCAAGAAUUCCUCCGCUGCCUGAUGGACCAACUUCAUGAAGAGCUGAAGGAGCCGAUGGUGGCCGAACUGCGUGACUCGGAUGCCAGCGACACCGACGAGAAGAGGGAGGGGGACCGCAGCCCCUCGGAGGACGAGUUCCUCUCCUGCGACUCGAGCAGCGACCGCGGGGAAGGGGACGGGCAGAGCAAAGCGGGCUCGGCUGAAGCGGAGCUGCUGAUCCAGGAGGAGGCGGGCCGCAGCAUCUCCGAGAAGGAGCGGAUGAAGGAGCGGAAAUUCUCCUGCCACCAACGGCGGAGCAACUCGGAGCAAGUCGACGAAGAUGCUGACAUUGACACCUCAGUGAUGGCAGUGGAGGGCGGGGCUUCUCCAGAAGGGCUCCUCCCACCCCCACCUCGACCCGCCAGCCCUGCAAGGACCCCAGAGCCCGGUGGCUAA
Messenger RNA from Pseudonaja textilis, 1247 nucleotides. NCBI's taxonomy places the organism in Eukaryota, Metazoa, Chordata, Lepidosauria, Squamata, Elapidae. The record is from RefSeq and is a predicted model, not a curated record.